AUGGCUCCUGAUCUGGGUAAGCAGAUGAAACACUCUGUCAAGACCCAGAGGCAAAAUUACCAACAGGGGUUGUCUGAUGCCAGGGUGUCACAAAUAAGCCGAACAAUCAGGGAGCGUUUGACGGGGAAAGCGACUGUGACAAUAACAAGGGAACCGUCCCUUCCUCCCUCGACAUCGACCUCGACUUCCACGCCUUCUGAGGACAUUGGCCCAGAGGAUGAUCCUGUUUUGCUGCACCGAAGUCAUCCCCAGUGGGCCGACUCUAGUUUAGACUCCCCAGCUAGGGCAAAUUUAAUAAGAAUGGCUCCCGAAGAGGACAGCCCCCUUGUUCAGCGAAUCAAGAAAAGGAAGUUGAUAUUGUCCUCGGAUUCCGAAGAGGGAGAGGCUCCUUUUUUUACUAGUGAUGCCACACCUGAAAUAUUUCAGAGUUCCCCCUCACCGACACGGCAAUUCGCAUUUUUUUCACCACUGACAGCGCCCUCACCCUCCUCGGCACCCACUCAACCACCUUCUCCUUCUCCUUGCUCCUCCUCUGCUCCAACCUCUCAAUUCUUGGAUCCAACACUAAGACGUGCUGUUACACAGAAGGCCUCACCUGUUUUUGAUGGACAUAAGGUUAGUGGCAGGAAACGGAUGAGCAUGGAAGAAGAGGACAUUGUCCGACAAUAUUUUGGUGAUUUUUUAAAUGGCAAAUACCCUAUCUUUGCCAAAAACGUCAGUUUACACAAGAAACAAACAUGGUUUUUUGGACACCAUUUGCAAUAA
Molecule: messenger RNA, 765 nt
Organism: Lottia gigantea (owl limpet)
Lineage: Eukaryota; Metazoa; Mollusca; Gastropoda; Lottiidae
Exons: 1
Coding region: 1-765 (254 amino acids)
Source: RefSeq, a predicted model, not a curated record